CCGACAAGCCGGAUCCUGGCCCUUUGGCCCUUUUGUCACCUCCGCCGGGAAGAUUCGCGACACAACCGGCGAAAACAUCGUGUACGCCGGCACAAACUGGCCCGGCCAUGGCGAGGUCAUGAUCCCGGAGGUCUGCAAUACCAGUCCAUCGAAUACAUCGUCACGAAGAUCAAGAGCAUCGGCAUGAACGUCAUCCGUCUCACUUUCGCAAUCGAAAUGGUCGACCAAAUCUACGCCAACAACGGACAAGACAUUACCAUCCAGCGCGCCUUCACCCAAGCACUCGGCCAAGCCAACGGCACCAGAAUCCUCAACCAAGUCCUCGCAAAGAACCCACAGUUCACCGCCUCGACAACCAGACUCCAAGUCUUCGACGCCGUUGCCGCCGAGCUAGGCAGGCAACAGAUUUAUGUCCAUCUUGACAACCACAUCUCCAAAGGAAUGUGGUGCUGCUCCGGCACCGACGGCAACACCUGGUGGGGAGACACCUACUUUAACACCGCCAACUGGGUCAGAGGACUGUCUUACAUGGCUGGUUUGAAGGAAAGAUGGAGUUUGGGGUUUUUGUUGAGUGAGUUUGGGUUUGCGAUGGAUGUGAAUACUUGGCGGGGUACGUACGCGAAUUGUUUGGCUAGUUAUGUGCGGAGCGAGAAGGCGGGGUGGACGAUGUGGGUGUUGGCGGGGAGUUAUUAUGUGCGGGAGGGGAUACAGGAUUAUGAUGAGGGGUGGGGGUUGUUGACGCGGGAUUGGAGGGAGUGGAGGAGCGAGGGGUAUGUGGAUGGGUUGUUUAGGGGGAUGGUGAGGAAUUCUGUUGCGGGGUAG
Molecule: messenger RNA, 822 nt
Organism: Podospora anserina S mat+
Lineage: Eukaryota; Fungi; Ascomycota; Sordariomycetes; Sordariales; Podosporaceae
Exons: 2
Source: RefSeq, a predicted model, not a curated record